ACGGCGGCCGCGGAGAGCCAAGCUUCAUGAGUCAUGGCGGCGCACCUGAAGAAACGCGUUUAUGAAGAAUUCACCAAAGUGGUGCAACCUCUUGAGGACCUCUCGGCAAAGAAGCUCCGGCUGACCAAACCCAGCAAGUCUGCCGCGCUGCACCUUGACCUGUGUAAGGCCACCUCGCCGGCUGACGCCCUGCAGUACCUCCUGCAAUUUGCACGCAAACCCGUGGAGGCGGAGAGCGUGGAAGGAGUGGUGCGGAUCCUGCUGGAGCAUUACUAUAAGGAGAACGAAACGGCCGUGCGGCUGAAGAUUGCGUCGCUGCUGGGCUUGUUAUCCAGGACCGCGGGAUUUUGUCCAGACUCCAUCGUGGAUGAUGUGAUCAGUUCUCUCCAGAAUGAAAAGUCCCACCAGGUCCUGGCCCAGCUCCUGGACACUUUGCUGGAAAUUGGAAUGAAGUUACAGGACAAUGUCGCUCUCCAGGCGAGAUUGGUAGAUCUCGCCUACAAGAACCUUUCCGACACAUCCCAUGGAGUGAGGAUCAGGUGUCUGCAGCUUCUGGGCUGUCUCGGGUCUGUGGAUAAAAGCCCCCUAAAAGAGGCAGAAAUCGCACAAACCAAAGACGUGCAGAAGAUAAUAGGCGAUUAUUUCAAUGAUCAGGACCCCCGUGUCCGGACUGCCGCUAUAAAAGCCAUGUUACAGCUCCAUGAGAGAGGCCUGAAGUUACACCAAGGGACAUAUAGCCAGGCUUGUAAACUGCUCACUGAUGACUAUGAACAAGUGCGUAGUGCUGCUGUGGAACUAAUUUGGGUUUUAAGUCAACUCUAUCCAGAAAGCAUUGUUCCUAUCCCGUCCUCCCAUGAGGAGAUCCGGCUGGUGGAUGAUGCUUUUGGCAAGGUCUCUCACAUGGUCAGCGAUGGAUCGUGGGUGGUCCGGGUUCAAGCCUGCAAAAUUUUGGGAUCCAUGCUGCAAGUCAGCCCCCAUUUCCUGGAGCAGACCUUGGACAAGAAGCUUAUGUCUGACCUGCGGAGAAAGAGAACCGCGCACGAGCGAGCCAAAGAGUUGUACAGCUCCGGGGAGUUCUCCAGCGGCAGAAAGUGGGGGGACGAUGCCCCCAGAGAGGAGCUAGACACAGAAUCUGUGAACCUGAUAGAGUCUGGGGCCUGCGGAGCAUUCGUUCAUGGUCUGGAGGACGAGAUGUACGAGGUGAGGAUCGCUGCGGUGGAGGCCUUGUGUCUGCUGGCUCGUUCCUCCCCCCCGUUCGCAGAGAAAUGUCUGGACUUUCUGGUGGACAUGUUCAAUGACGAGAUAGAAGAAGUGCGGCUGCAGUCCAUCCACACCAUGCGAAAGAUCUCCGAAAACAUUACCCUCCGGGAGGACCAACUGGACACAAUCCUGGCCGUACUGGAGGACUCUUCCCGUGACAUUCGGGAGGCUUUGCACGAACUGCUGUGCUGCACCAAUGUGUCAACUAAAGAAUGCAUUAACAUGGCCCUGGUGGAGCUUCUCAAGAACAUGUCCAGAUACCCCACCGACCGCGACUCCAUCUGGAAAUGUUUGAGGUUCCUCGGCUGCAGACACCCCACGCUGGUCCUGUCACUGGUCCCUGAUCUCCUGGGUACCCACCCUUUCUUUGACGUGCCGGAGCCCGAUAUGGACAAUCCAUCCUAUAUCGCUCUUCUGGUUUUGAUAUUUAAUGCUGCAAAAACCUGCCCCACCAUGCCAGCCCUGUUCUCUGACCACAUGUUCCGCCACUACGCCUACCUGCGGGACAGUCUGUCGCACCUGGUCCCUGCACUCAACCUGCCUGGAGUGAAGUGGUCUUGGAUUCCAGAUGUGGAGCCUGGCUCCACCCAUGAGGAUCCAUCUCAGCAAUUUCUACAGAACAGUCUGGAGCAUGUUCAUAACUUGCAGAAUCUGGGGACCCAGGGGUCACAGGAGCUCCUGGAAUAUACUAUCCGGUAGGUGGUGCGGAUCGGCGAGCUGCAGUCUGAUCUGGCUGGCAAGGCAGAUUUCUCGGCCACCUACCUGCGCUGCCAUUUGCUACUCCUAAAGGCACUGAAUGAGAAGUUGUGGAGUCUGGCGGCUCCUCUCUACGUGAAGCAGAAUUCCCUUGCUGCAACCGCUGUGAAACAGAUCCUGGAAGAGACGUACAAGAUGGAGUUUAUGUACAGCGGCCUGGAGAACCGCCAGGUAGCCAUUAUACACCACAUGAGGCUGCAGGCAAAUGCCCUUCAGCUCCUUGUGAUCGCCCGGACUACUAAAGGGGAGGAGCCUAUGAUGGGCCGGUGCGAGCAGUUCCUGCAGGAGAUAGACGUCUUCCAGAGCUUUGUGGACAAGCUGCUCGAUCUGAUGCCACGUCUGGUUAAUUCCAAGCCUCUGGAGAUGGUGAAAAUCCUGCAGACGACUCUACGGCAAAGCAGCUUCCUGCGCCUGACGCUUCCAGAGCAGAUCCACAGAGCCUCAUCGCACAUCAUUGAGCCGGCUGCCGAGUCCGAUAACCCGAUCCGGUUCACCUCCGGGCUGGUUGUAGCUCUGGAUGUUGAUGCCACGUUGGAGCACGUUCAGGACCCGCAGAGCACUGUGAAAGUCCAGGUCGUGUACCCUGACGGGCAGGUGCAGAUCAUCCACCCGAAACCGGCAGAUUUCCGGAACCCGGGCCCCGGCAGACAUCGGCUGAUCACACAGGUGUAUCUUUCUCACACGGCAUGGACAGAGCCGUGUCAGAUCGAAGUCCGUCUCCUACUCGCCUACAGCUCCGGCCGCAGCAGAAUGGUAAACCGAUCGUGUAAGCCGGCGUGGGGGGAGAGCAUGGACGGCCUGCCGGCCCCGGACAGCUCCAUAGAUGGCACCAUACCCUUCAGCAAACCCGUCAAAGUCUUCUUGAUGCCCAAACCCGCCCGGCGGUGACCUGCAGACGGGUACAGACUCCUAAGCCUAGCAGUGGCAAAAU
Nanorana parkeri is the source of this 2947-nucleotide messenger RNA. It is a transcript of the gene INTS4, whose product is annotated as integrator complex subunit 4. Gene Ontology annotation, biological process: snRNA processing. The record is from RefSeq and is a predicted model, not a curated record. The transcript is spliced from 25 exons. Gene Ontology annotation, cellular component: integrator complex. NCBI's taxonomy places the organism in Eukaryota, Metazoa, Chordata, Amphibia, Anura, Dicroglossidae.